Exophiala aquamarina CBS 119918 is the source of this 2070-nucleotide messenger RNA. RefSeq lists its product as uncharacterized. The record is from RefSeq and is a predicted model, not a curated record. NCBI's taxonomy places the organism in Eukaryota, Fungi, Ascomycota, Eurotiomycetes, Chaetothyriales, Herpotrichiellaceae. The transcript is spliced from 2 exons. Bases 1 to 2070 code for a protein of 689 amino acids.
AUGCCCACCCCCGGCUAUAUCUUCCGUGAUGGCGGUGCCACUCCACCUCUAGAAGAGAAUCCAGCCUCAGAGGUUCGAAAAAGAAUCAGCCAGCCCGCAAAACCGCUGGCGGUAGCCUCUCGGCCGCCUCUUGGUCAGAAUACUUCCACCAGCCAUCAACUGGCAACUGCCCAACAUGACAUCCUGGGUACUGCCCAAAAGGCCGGUAAGGAGGAUCACAUUACAAAUCUAGGAUGGCAAGCCAACGCUGUGGGUGUAGAUACUUUGGUUGGAGGUCUGCCGAAUGAGGAACUAUGGACACUCCAAAUGUACCAUGUCAAGCAAGUUCUCGUGGCUCCUCCAGGCGGACUGGAUCUCAACAUUGCGGAUGAAGAUGAAUUCUCCCCGGACAAACUUCGUGCCAACCUUGAACGUCUUUAUAUGACUGUUGUUGUUGGUGUCAUCGGGUUUGGGAAGCAUAUUGCAAGAUUGAGAUCCUGGCACGAGCCUAUACGAACAUCUGUGUUUGCGAUUGCCUACUUCCUCGCAUGGAUGUUCAAUCUCAUCAUGCCAACACUGCUCAUCUUCAUUAUCGUACUUAUCACCGUACCCAAGUCUCGGCGUAUCGUUUUCCCACCUACACCUCUCGCUCUUGUCAGUCACAAGACAGGUGGCAUCCAAAAACCCAAGGCUGGUGUACUUGGAAGUCAUGACAGCGUAACAGGGGCACCUGAGAAAUACAAGGGAGAAGCCGUGGAGCAAGAAGCCAGCAACUUGGUCUCCGGCAUCGCUUCAGUUGCUAUUUCCAGCGCCGCCGGUCGUCAUGACCAAGCGGCACCAGACGACGAAGGAGGUAGCAAGGCACUGGAUAGUGGAAUGCCUGAUCCUACCAAACUAGCCAGCACUGCCGCUGAUGCUUCUUCUUCAGCUCAAGGUGGCGAGGAAACUCACGAUAAGACCAAACAACCAAUGGAAGCUGCUGUGUGGAAACAAAUGCGUCCAGUUAUGCAUGUCAUUGGAGAUAUCUCCGACGCUUGGGAGCGAUUUGCAAAUGCUCUAUCACCAACGCCACCCUUCUCCGACGACAAACGGCUGCAACUUGGGGCGAUAUUUGUACCCUUGCUUUUGAUUUCUCUCAUUACCAAGCCUCAAUGGGUCAUGAAGGGAUCAACGUUCUUUGGCGGCUUCGUUUUCUUCUCCGAUCCGCUGAUGAAAAGAGGAAUUGAGCUGUUGAACGAAAAGGUCCCUGACUGGCCCAAAUACCUUGAGAUCCGCAAUACGCUACUCAAAGGCGUCCCUACCAACGCUCAGCUCACUGUUACUUUACUGAGAAUUGGUGAGGCCAAUCGGGCACCUCUCCCUCCACCUCCUCGUUCCCACCAACCACCACCUGAUGAGCCGGCUGACUUGGAUAAGGCUGCUAUUACUGCUAACGGGUUAAAUGCUACGCAAUCAGAGAUUGAAGAUGUUGUCACAGUGGAUGGCCCAACAACCGAGGAAACAGAGCAACCAGAAGAAGGAACCCCCAAAAAGAAAAGCGGAUUUGGUGCCAAAGUCAUGUCCACACUUAAGCAUGGCACGGCUGGCGCUGUAGAGACAAAAUUGGCAACUGACUCGGCCCGAGCAACUUUAGGUUCACACCAUGCGAAGGAGAAGCUGGGGGUUCUACCAUCCAAACGAGAGCAAAAGAGCAAGCCAGUUGAGGGGCCUGUCGAGUUCAAGGCGCGGUACAAUGGCCGGAAAGGAGCCGUCUACAUCGACAGUUCCAUAUCUGGCCCCAGUGGAAAGAGACCUGCUUCUCCUUGUGUCUACUUCACCCGUCACCUAGAUCAAAACGAGAUCGUCGAGAGCAUGCCUUCCGAUCCUGAGUGGGCCGUGGCUAUUGCAGACCUCACAGAGGUAAAGAAAAUCGGUGGGCUGGGUUGGAAAGGCAAGAUUGUAGUGGGCUGGGCUACAAGCAGGGAAGUGAAGGAUGGAAUCGAGUUGGUGGCCAGGGAUGGGUCGGUCUAUCGCGCCAUGGCGAUCAAAGAACGUGACGAGCUCUUCAAUCGUGUUAUUUCUAUGGGUCAACAGGUUUGGGAAAGCUAUUAA